Molecule: messenger RNA, 3129 nt
Organism: Adineta ricciae
Lineage: Eukaryota; Metazoa; Rotifera; Eurotatoria; Adinetida; Adinetidae
Source: the annotation of a GenBank genome assembly
AUGAAGCUUAUCUUUUUGACUGUCGUGAAACUUUUUAUCCAAAUUUGUUUAUUUAUAUUCUAUUUUUUCAUUGGAUUCUUCUUCAAGAAAAUAUCAAAAAUGAGACGAGUCUACACUCCACCUGUGCUUACCCCUCGGAUGUCGCCUGUUCCAGCAGGAAAUCUCCUAAACUCGUCACCCAUGCCGAUGCAGAAAACUAGUCUAGCACCGCCAACACAAUCAUCGAUCUUUCGAACCGAUUCUUUUCGUCAGUAUAUUAGUCGACAGGCGGUACAAAAAGCCAUUCGAGGACGUGAAUUAUUCAAACGUGCUAUUCGUCGAAUUAUUGAACAAAUUCAUGCUAAAAAGCAACGUCUGAUUGAAGAGGAACAAUUGAUUGCGACGUAUGACGAAGCACUUGCGAUUUUUAGUGAUAUGACAUUUAUGAAAUGCGUUUCGUUAAAGAAGAAGUUAUUAGAUGGAAACAAUCGAGCAUGGACAAUUGAAUUCGCACGCGAGGGAGGUUUACAUGCAUUGCUGUCGUAUUUGGAACAGAUCACAACAAGGGGCUUAUCACUGGUCGAUGCCAUUUUGGUCAAUGAAACUUUACAAUGUUUACGAGCGAUGAUGAAUAUCAGUGAAUUAUUCGAACAUAUCGCAUCAAAUCCUCAAUAUAUUGAUUCGAUUGCUAAAGUUUUAACGGUUCCAUCAACUGACAUUCGAAUGCGUGUGUUCGAAUUGUUAACUGCACUGUGUGUUUACUCACAAGAUGGUUAUGAAUUAGUUCUCAAAUCAUUAGAAGAUUUUCAGGCAAAUAACAAAUUAUCGAAUCUAUUCGUUGUUAUUCUUGAACAAUUGAAAUAUUCUGUUGUUGCCAAACACAAAUGGUCAGCUAUUGCCUUGCUGAAUAGUAUUCUCUCGUCAACAGAAUCGAUUGAGAAGCGAUUGUCUUACCGCAAUAUUCUCUAUGCAAACGGAUUUGCUUUAACUUUGGAACAAGCACGCGCGGAUGAAAAUGAAGAUCUCGAUCAUCAGUUAGAUCGAUUUCUCGAAGAACAAAAGCGGGAUGAAGGAGAGUUUCUUGACCACUUCGAUCAGAAUGAUAAUCAAGCUGUUUGUCAAGCUAUUCAAUUACAAUUAGCAUCAAAUUCCAACGAAUCCGCUCUUUUUCUCACGGCCAUGCAAGUGCUCUAUUCUGUUCUGACAGAUGCAACGUCACAGGAUCGCGACAGAUUUCUUCAAGAUCUUCUUCAUUUUGUUUCGCAUAUAACAGAAAAGAAACCACAAAAGAAAACAAUUGAGAAAGCGAUACAAACAGAUAUCGUUCCUCAAUUAAAGAAUGAACUUUCUUCCACUCAACAAGAAGUACCUACUGUGCCAAAAUUAGCUCCACUACUUACAAAUACUGAAACAACUUCUGUGUUAGUCAAUAGUACAAAACAUUCAGAUAUUUCAUCUUCCCUUGUGCAAUCAGCCGUUCCUGAAGACACUCGACGAGAAGUCUCUUCUAAUCUACAAAACACUUCGGCUUCACCACCUCCACCGUUGCCUGCAUACCUACAACCUCCGCCUUCAGCUAUUCCACCUCCACCACCACUACCAAGUGGCCUGGGAGGUACACCACCACCACCACCGCCACCGCUACCAAGUGGUCUAGGAGGUGUACCACCACCACCGCCACCACUACCAAGUGGUCUAGGAGGUGCACCACCACCACCGCCACCACUACCAAGUGGUCUGGGAGGUACACCUCCACCGCCACCUGGUGUUGGUGGCGCACCAGUGCCUCCAGCGCCAGGAGGACUCAAUUUUGAGAUGAGUUUAGCUGGUCUAUCUGCUCUAGUCGAUAAUAUACCCAAACCCAAAAAUCAACUGCGACGAUUGCAGUGGAAGAAAUUACCAACCACUAUCCUGACUACUAGUCAGUUUUGGAAGGAUGUGAAUAAGACAUUGGACAAUAACAUCGAUUUUACACAAUUAGAAGAUUUCUUCCAAGUCAAAAAGGAAAAGAGUAAUAAUGGUACGCUAUCGACCAAAGCCAAACCGACGGCGGUACAAAUUUUACCUCAUAAUCGUUCGAUUGGAAUAAAUGUUUUCUUGAAAAAAUUCAAUUUUACCAAUGCGCAAUCGUUCAGUGAAUCACUACGAGAUUUUCAAUCCGAUCUAAAUAGCGAAUGUCUUCGCAUGUUAUUAAAAAUUUUACCAAACGACGAUGAAAUCAGUCUUGUACAUGAUCAUCCACGUGAGCAAUGGGCAUUACCGGAAGAGUUUAUUCACGAAAUAACUUGUAUAUCUCACUGCGAAUUCCGUAUUCGUACACGUAUCCUAAUGGCAGAAUUCGAUGAUACAUUCGAUGAUUUCAAGCGAAAAUUCCAAUUGAUUGUUAAAAUAACAACUUUUCUCCAAGUUGAACCGUCACUUAAACAAUUAGCACGCUCACUUUUGUCCGUUGGCGAUUUCCUCAACUAUGGUUCGUAUGCUGGCAAUGCAUUUGGUUUUCGAUUGGAAAUUCUUAAUCAACUUCAUGACAUUCGAUCAAGUGAAAAUCGAAAUCUACUCGGCGUUCUACUCGAACAUUCACCACAAAAUUUCAAAUUCAUCGAUGAUCUCAAACCUAUGCUUGCCGAUGAUGUUCAAUUGAAAUUGGCGAAAAUCGAAUACGUCGAAUGGAAGAAAAAGAUUGAUGAUGGUCUUAAACAAAUAAAUUCCUUCAACGAUGAACAAAUCAUAAAACAAUAUAAACCAUUCUAUGAACAAUCAAGUUCCAAACUCAAUCAGAUACUUGAUCCAUUAGUAAACGAAUGUGAUCAACAGGAGAAAGAACUUAUGAAUCAAUUUGGUGAAACCAAUAUCACUGAGUUCAAUUACGAUACAUGUUGUACGAUAUUUCGACAAUUGAUCGAACAAGUCGAGAAAGAGAACAAAGAGAAACAGAAAAGUCUCGCCAUGAGUAAAGUAUUAUUAAAUUCAACAAAAACUCUGCCAACUCAACGAACUUCUCUCGCCACUGGCAAUACAAAUAAAUUAGUUGAGAAUAAUUUUAUGGAUUCACUUAUGACAGAACUUAAACAAAAAAAAUUCGCCACCGCACCUCGAGUACGUCGGCCACGUCGAGGUCUCUUUGAUAAUGAUGAUCGUGAAGUCAAAUGA